AUGAGCAGUGAAGUCAACGUUACAGCAUCCAUCUGGGACACCACACGGUCUGCCCAGGAUGAGUCCAUGCGGCACCUGUCAACAUUAAAUCAAACUCUCAUCAGUUUCUUGUACGUCUUUGGCGUUGGGGCAAAUAUUUGUUCUUUAAUUCUUUUAAAGCGGGGAAAAACCCCUCGAAACCGAAAACAGACGCUAAUGGUCCGGUGUCUCAUCUGGAACGACCUUCUUGCCCUUGUGGGAUCUUUCUUUCUUAUGUAUGUGCAGCUUUAUCUCCUUCUAGAAGACAAAAUAAUUCCUCGAUGGUUUUGUAUUCUCCGGGUCCUCCUCCGGACUUUUGGCCUCUCCUCCGGCAGCGUAGCCACAGUUAUGGCGGUAGAACGCUGGUUAGCACUAACUAGGCCUUUCUUCUACCAACAGCAUAUCACUCACAAAACGAUCAAAAUAGCCAUUGGAUCAUUACUGACUGUCUCGCUGAUCAUGGUGUGUUUACCUUUCAUGGGAUUCGGCCUGUACUACGAUAUCAACGCCCCCACUCGGCGUUACAUGUGUGUUCGUUACCGCUUUGCAACUAAAACUGUGGAUGUUGCUUACGCUUACUUUAUGUUCACCUUUGGCAUGAUCUUGUGCGUAGUCAUCGUCUUGUGUAACCUGACAGUAGUCACUGUCCUCAGUAAAGUAGGCAAAACUUCCAGGGGUCGCAUGGGACGAACGACCAUCUGUAAAAUCAGUCGUGAACUUUUAUUCAACCAUGCCACACAGGAAGAGAUUUCAUUUGCCAGGUUAAUGGUUGUUUUGUGUGUCUUUUUCCUCAUCUGCUGGGUUCCUUUAAUGAUGACAAUCGUAAUAGCCCAGUGGGAUCCUCAUCGGAAACACAGGAUAUUUUACCGAAUAGCCGAUAUCUGCAUGGCUCUGAACUUUAUUCUCGAUCCAGUGAUCUAUGUUCUAUCAAGAAGACCACACAGACAAGACCUGAGGAGCUUGUUCAAACCAUUUUGUCUCUAUUGUUUUCCUCAAGUACAAUGGUUAAAUACCAAUGACUCCAAAAUAUCUCAGAAGAACAGUGGAUAUCUUUGGAACUUUGGUAUGUCUGCUGUCAACCUCAGGACCUCUCAAGAUGCCUUGCCUGAACGUUCCUCACUCAAACAGAACAUUGGAGAAGAACAAUUACAACUGGAGUUUCAUAGCAGAGGGAACAAAUGUCAAUGUCCAAGAGAAAAUAAUUCAGAGUUGGGUGUAAGUCUAGAUCGGGAUCCAGCGGAAAAUGAACUUAUGAACCCUGCUUUACGUUAUCAGCGUACGUUUAUAGAGCCAAUUAUGGUUCAAAUAAAGAUUCAAAGUGGACACAAUCCGUGUUUUCGUUUUGGGGAAUUCGACAAGAAAAAAUGGUCAAAACUCACAAGAGGACAGCGGCCAUGCUGUAGGGUGAACUGUUCUAGAGACUUUGUUAGUGAUGAUUGUGGGUAUAUGAGAAUAACUCCUAUAUGUGAAGGUACGUCAACAAAAUCGUCCUUAACUUCUCACUCUCUCCCUGAAUCCCGUUGUCUAGGAAACGCAUUCAACAAUUACUCACCAGAUGUCCUCUCUAAAGGAGACUCAUCCUUUACGCACCAUUCAUAA
This is a messenger RNA of Limulus polyphemus (Atlantic horseshoe crab), 1617 nucleotides long. RefSeq names its product prostaglandin E2 receptor EP2 subtype-like. The transcript has 5 exons. The record is from RefSeq and is a predicted model, not a curated record. Gene Ontology annotation, molecular function: G protein-coupled receptor activity. Gene Ontology annotation, cellular component: plasma membrane. NCBI's taxonomy places the organism in Eukaryota, Metazoa, Arthropoda, Merostomata, Xiphosura, Limulidae. The coding region runs from base 1 to 1617 and encodes 538 amino acids. Gene Ontology annotation, biological process: adenylate cyclase-activating G protein-coupled receptor signaling pathway; inflammatory response; positive regulation of cytosolic calcium ion concentration.